Molecule: messenger RNA, 603 nt
Organism: Penicillium waksmanii
Lineage: Eukaryota; Fungi; Ascomycota; Eurotiomycetes; Eurotiales; Aspergillaceae
Product: NADPH oxidase family protein
Exons: 1
Coding region: 1-603 (200 amino acids)
Biological process (GO): copper ion import; iron ion transport; intracellular iron ion homeostasis
Cellular component (GO): plasma membrane
Molecular function (GO): ferric-chelate reductase activity
Source: RefSeq, a predicted model, not a curated record
AUGCUUCUUCCUCUCGUCAAGAGACGAGUCUACGAAUUGUUUCUCAGUACGCAUAUCGCUGGCUCUGUUACCAUCAUCUAUACAAUCUGGCAGCAUACUAGACACGGGUCUGGAAAACUUUGGGCAUUCCCAGUUGUAUUCAUUGCUGUAUUUGCCCUCUCUGCAAUUGCUCGUCUGCUCCGAAUCAUAUUCCGUAACAUAGUGAUUGGCAAAGAUGCAGUUCGCCUAACUUUAUCACCACAAAAAGGGGAUGUUGCCUGUUUGACCCUUACGCUUCCAAGACCAUGGGUCGUUUGUGCAGGUGAGCGUGUCAAUAUAGGAGUACCCUACGUUGGCAUAUUCUACAUAUUUCAGAGCCAUCCUUUCAUGAUCACCUGGUGGGAAAACGAUACAAGAGGCCGAGCAACCUCCAUCUCGAUUCUUUGCCGGCCACGGUCUGGCUUCACAAGGAGACUUGUGGAACGCGUCGAGCCGAAUAGGGAAUGUGGUGCGUGGGUCGACGGGCCAUUUGGUCCUUCAUCUAUCAAUAUGGCAUCCUCCAAUUCUGUUAUCGACUUUGGUCAUGUCUUGAUGGUAUCCACAGGUAUCGGUAUCGCCGCUUAG